Molecule: messenger RNA, 550 nt
Organism: Cotesia congregata
Lineage: Eukaryota; Metazoa; Arthropoda; Insecta; Hymenoptera; Braconidae
Source: the annotation of a GenBank genome assembly
AUGAAUCGCGAUCGCGUAUAUUGUCAUACACUCGCAUCCCUUCAUACCUAUUUUUCCGUUCCUUCUCCUGAUAAAAUAGAAAAAAUACAAAGAGAGUGCGAGAAGGAUGAGUGUAAUAAAAGCAGUGAUAAUAAUAAGGUGCUGAAUUUAAUUCAACUAACUGUGCCGCAGUGUGACCAUUAUUAUCAACGAUAUCCGCAGAAGUUUUAUCAACCAAAAGCUUCCAAACACUCAGCGACCCAGCAAGAGCUGCUCGAUGGAGUGCAGUAUAUCCAUCAGCAUCCUGAAUAUUUAAAUCAGCUCCAAAUUUACACAGCAAACGUACUACAUCUUCAUUUCCUCUGCUAGCAGCUCUGUGAAGUGGUGUUGCUCGACCGCAUCGCGUGAUUGCAUUCACCCGAGCACUGUGUUCUAACAGCAGCUUACAUACAUCAUAAUGUCCCGCACGAGCUGCAUAAUGAAGAGCCGUAUAUCCAGCAGAAUCUUCCUCAGAAGCAGAUGCACCUUUACCCAAAAGCUGCUUCACCCGAGCAAUGUCAUCUGAUUGGGC